UGUAAAACAUAAGCAACUCACAUGAGCUGCGUAGUUCCCACUCCGUGGUUUCAGACGUUUUAAGCAUUUAAAGACCCAAUAUCCUAAUGGAAGCGUGAUAUUUUCCGUGUAGCGUGGCCACAUGUAAAGCUCCCAUUGGAAACUGGGAAAAAUGAAGGCUGACGCAAAAGUGGAGUAUCUGAUUGUCGAUACUAGUGCAUUUAUUAGAAACGCAGCUAUACAGGAUAUCGCUGAAAACGUUAUAACUCCUCAAGAUGUUGUUAAUGAAAUAACCAACAAGCGACAGCUCAGAAGACUCGUUGUUUUACCUUACGACUUGAUUAUUAAAGAUGUCUUUCCAGAGAACAUUCAUUUUGUUACCGAAUUUUCUAAAAAGACUGGAGACUACCGCAGUCUUUCGGCAACUGAUAUUAAGGUGAUUGCCUUAACUUAUCAGCUUGAGAAAGAAAAAGUUGGACCUCAACACUUGAAGGAUGUACCUAUAACACCUGUAAAGCCCAAUAUCAGCAUCAAUCUCCCAGAUAAUUACUCGCAUAAUGUGGCCGGAUUUUUUUUACCUGACAAUGAUAAACAAGGUACUGAAAAAGAAACUGUGGAACACUGCACUUUUAACCAAAAUGAAGACACAAAAGAUCUAGAUUUGCAUAAUAAAUUGAACACGGUAAUCUUGCUGAAAAAUGGAAGCGCAGAUUCUACCUCUGAAUCGGACGAUUUGUCAGAAUACUCAUCAAUUUCUGAUUAUGAGACAGCAACCUCCGACUUAGAAAACAUAGAGAAAGAUAGUUUACCUGAUAAAUUUUCUGCUUUGAAAUGCAAUCCAGAAGAUUUGGAAUUGGAUAAUGGCAAAGACGUUGACGAUAUUCUUCCAGCUGAAAAUUGUGAAGAGUUUACUGAUGAGGACCAAGAAAUUGAAGAGAGUGAAAGUGAAGAUGACAACGAUGAGGGUUGGAUUACACCUCGGAACAUUGUGAAAGUCAAGAAAGAUAUGGAUGCAGAUAUUCAAGAAGAAAAACCAGCUAAAGUUGCCUGCCUUACAACCGAUUUCGCUAUGCAGAAUGUUUUGAAACAAAUUGGCCUCCAAGUCGUUAGCUUGGAUGGGAGAGUAAUUAAGCAGCUAAGAACAUUCAUACUAAGGUGUUACACGUGUUUCAAGACUACUAGCAUCAUGACCAAAGAGUUCUGUCCCAACUGUGGAAAUAAGACUUUAAAAAAAGUCGCGGUCUCACUAGAUGAAAACGGCAAACAACAGAUCCAUAUUAAUCACAAAAGACCACUUACGGCAAGGGGGAAAAAGUUCUCGCUACCUACACCACAGGGCGGAAAACACGCCAAUAAUCCAAUUUUAUUUGAAGAUCAGCCCAGGCCUGAUCAGCGGCCGUCUAGAUUAGCACGAACAAAAAAUGAUCCUCUAAACGAUGAUUACGUAGCUGGCUACUCACCGUUUGUAAUGCGUGAUAUUAACUCAAAAUCUGCUAUGCUCGGUAUAAGAUCCGGAACAGAUAUAAAGCACUGGAUGAGAAAAAAUCCAAAUCAAGCCAGGAGAAAACGGAAGUAAUCUCACUACAAACAAUUCAGUGUUUUCGAAGUAAUGUUGCAUAUCCAGUUUCUACGAAACCAUGCUAUUUGUUUGGGCCAAAAAAUUCAUUGCGAUGAGACAGAUUAUUAGAUGCCAUUAGAGGACACUA
Neodiprion fabricii is the source of this 1685-nucleotide messenger RNA. Its product is annotated as RNA-binding protein NOB1. Gene Ontology annotation, molecular function: RNA endonuclease activity. The coding region runs from base 152 to 1555 and encodes 467 amino acids. Gene Ontology annotation, cellular component: preribosome, small subunit precursor. Lineage: Eukaryota; Metazoa; Arthropoda; Insecta; Hymenoptera; Diprionidae. Gene Ontology annotation, biological process: ribosomal small subunit biogenesis; maturation of SSU-rRNA. The record is from RefSeq and is a predicted model, not a curated record. The transcript has 6 exons.